Molecule: messenger RNA, 960 nt
Organism: Betta splendens (Siamese fighting fish)
Lineage: Eukaryota; Metazoa; Chordata; Actinopteri; Anabantiformes; Osphronemidae
Gene: tomm20a
Product: translocase of outer mitochondrial membrane 20
Exons: 5
Coding region: 78-518 (146 amino acids)
Biological process (GO): protein import into mitochondrial matrix; tRNA import into mitochondrion; protein targeting
Cellular component (GO): mitochondrial outer membrane; mitochondrial outer membrane translocase complex
Molecular function (GO): transmembrane protein transporter activity
Source: RefSeq, a predicted model, not a curated record
ACUUUCUGUCCGCACUUCCGCAGCAACGUGCUAGCUGAGUUCCUUUAGUACCGGCUGAGCUUUAGAAGACUUCAGAUAUGAUUAGCGCCAGGGUGAGCGCAGUUGUUGCCGGGGUGUGCGGAGCCCUGUUCAUUGCAUACUGCAUUUAUUUCGACAGGAAACGGCGGAGUGACCCUCUCUUCAAGGAAAAGCUGCGGGAACGCAGAAGAAGACACAAGGCAUCUAGUGAGAAGUCUGGACUGACUAAGCUGCCUGAUUUAAAGGAUCCAGAGGCUGUUCAGAAUUUCUUCCUGGAAGAAAUCCAGCUGGGAGAGGAGCUUUUGUCACAAGGUGAAUUUGAAAAAGGUGUGGACCACCUGACCAAUGCGAUCGCAGUGUGUGGUCAACCUCAGCAGCUGCUUCAGGUGCUCCAGCAGACUCUGCCGCCUCCAGUCUUCCAGAUGCUGCUGACCAAACUGCCCAGCAUUAGCCAGCGAAUCGUCAGCUCUCAUUCUUUAACAGAAGAUGAUGUUGAAUAACUGUCAAAAUGUAUGAAAUGAAAACCUAUUAAUAUUCCAUUACGGGAUUUGGAACACUGAGAUUUAUGCACCAUUUGGUACAUUCGACAGCAUCUGCGUUGAGUCUGAUUAUUACGGAGCUCACGCUUUUGGACACAAGCGACAAUGACCUUUGAAAGCUUGAACAAAUCUGAAAUGUUAAAUGCAUUCCACUCCUCUUGUCCUGUCCUCAUUUGUGUUUUCUAGCUGUUAAUUUGUGUCUCACAUGCACUACUGUAUAUUUUGAGGGCUUGCUGGUGUAUAAAUAGAAGUGUGUGUGUGUGUGUCUGUAGAUUUUUCCUUACAUAUUGCUGCACUGCACAUGUGAAAUAUAAAUGUCUACACUAUGAUCAAUUCUCAUUUGUGCAAUAUUGUCUGCCAAUUUUUCUGGAGCAUUUGAUGUCCAUUAAAUGUUAUUUUUAUA